Messenger RNA from Arachis duranensis, 1686 nucleotides. RefSeq lists its product as uncharacterized. The transcript has 7 exons. Lineage: Eukaryota; Viridiplantae; Streptophyta; Magnoliopsida; Fabales; Fabaceae. The record is from RefSeq and is a predicted model, not a curated record. Bases 83 to 1519 code for a protein of 478 amino acids.
AGUAUGAGGAGUUGUGGUUAUAAUAUGAGGUUCUCAUUGUUGGCGACGUGGCAAAGUAACGUUCGGGAGAAGAGAAGUUGCAAUGGCAGUGUGCGGCAGCGUCAUCGUGAGAUGCUGCAUUCCUCCUUCCCCAUUUCUCCGCCGCAGAUUCGACUUGUCGGAGAAGGAGAAGAAGCCAUCCUCAUCCUCAUGCACCGUUGCCACUAGUAGAAUCACUGCACUCUUUUGGGGAUUUGGCAGAAAAACCAACUCCACGCAAAUCCAACAACAACAACAACAACAACAACAACAACUACUAUUCACUCUCACAGCGCCAGAGCCAGAAGGCACUAACAAUAACAAAGUGAUAAGUGUAUCGGUUCUGUCUUCAAUCUCAGAGGUUGCAGCCGCUGAAUGGGACGCGUGCGCGGUGGAUGCCACUGCCCCCGGCAAGUUCAAUCCCUUUGUGACCCACGCCUUCCUCUCCACCUUGGAGACCUCCGGCUCCGCCGUCGCCCAAACCGGUUGGACCCCGCACCACGUGGUGGCCCGGGACGAGUCGUCCUCCUCCCGCCCCGUGGUGGCCGCCGUUCCCCUCUACCUGAAAAGCCACUCGUACGGCGAGUUCGUGUUCGAUCACUCCUGGGCCAAUGCAUACUAUUCGUACGGAUCCAGGUAUUACCCGAAGCUGCAAUGCUGUGUCCCCUUCAGUCCCGUGACGGGGCCAAGAAUCUUGCUCCGCGAUACUCCCUUCAAGAGUGAAACCUUUGAUAUCCUCCUCUCUGCCAUGAAGGAUAUCACUGCCAAGUCUCAGAUUUCGUCCUUGCAUGUUACUUUCCCCACUGAGAGUGAGUGCCUUCAACUCAGCCAAAAAGGGUUCUUGCCCAGGAUUGGAAUGCAGUACCACUGGAAAAACCGCAACUACAAAAAGUUUGAUGACUUUUUGAUGGACAUGAAGCAAAGUAAAAGGAAAAAUAUACGCCAAGAGCGCAAAAAGAUCUCAGCCCAGAACUUGAUUAUGAAAAGGCUCCGGGGUUAUGAAAUAAAGGCAACACAUUGGGAUUCUUUCUAUAAUUUCUAUCGGAACACAACUGAUAACAAAUGGGGUACUCCAUACCUGACACGUGAUUUUUUUCAUGAGCUGGGGUCAAAAAUGGGAGAUCAGGUACUACUUGUUGUUGCUGAAGAAGGGGAUGAACUAGUUGCUGGUGCCCUAAAUCUUAUAGGAGGUGAUACUUUGUUUGGACGCCUAUGGGGAUGUCACCCACAAGCUUACUAUCCAAGUUUGCAUUUUGAAGCAUGUUAUUACCAGGCAAUCGAAGCAGCUAUUGAACUCGAUCUUAAAACGGUGGAAGCUGGAGCUCAGGGUGAGCAUAAGAUUCAGCGAGGGUAUCUUCCUGUGACAACUUAUAGCUGCCAUUACCUUCUUGAUGAAGAAUUUAGGAGAGCUAUAGAAGACUUCUUAAUACGUGAAACUUCUCAGGUGAAGCUUGUUAUGAAGCUGCUGCAUGAUUCUGGUCCUUUUAAGGAAGGUAUCUAAUAGAAAGUAAACACUACGGCAUGGUGGUAAUUUUCAUUUGUAAAUAUGUAAAUGGUCAUUGUUAUCUUGUAAAUAUUAUAUCUUGCCAGGAAUAUUAUAUAUGUACAGCUGAAUUGAUGAUCAUUAAUUAACAAAAUACACACAUUAGAAAACCUUCGAAAUUUUUC